Molecule: messenger RNA, 1282 nt
Organism: Hydra vulgaris (swiftwater hydra)
Lineage: Eukaryota; Metazoa; Cnidaria; Hydrozoa; Anthoathecata; Hydridae
Product: GTP-binding protein 10
Cellular component (GO): mitochondrion
Molecular function (GO): GTP binding; GTPase activity
Source: RefSeq, a predicted model, not a curated record
UAAUAUUAACUGAAGGCAAAAGUUUGUGUAAUUUUAAGUUUAAAUGUUUAUUAAAUCGUUAUUAUGUCCAUCAAAGAACUUCCUAUAUCUACAAGUACGAAAUGUAACUGAAGUUGUAUCUGUCAAGCUAAAACCCCCAACAAAAGAUAGUUAUAAGCGAACAAAAAUAAUUGAUCGAAUUCGUAUUCAUGUAAGAGGUGGUAGUGGUGGUCAAGGUUCUCAGUCAACAGGUCUUAUUGGUGGAGAUGGUGGUAAUGUGUAUAUCAAAUGUUUAAAUGGAGGUUCCUUAUCAACCUUUGCAAAUAAAGAAAAUCGAAGAAUUGUUGCUGGGCAUGGAUUUCCUGCUAAACGAAAUCAAGUAAGAGUGAAAGAUGGAAAUGAUGUUUAUAUUAUUGUUCCACCAGGAACUGAAGUUAAAUCUAGCGAGGAUGUUCUUAUUUCAGAUCUAAAUGAAGAAGGUCAGACUUUGAAAGUUGUGAAUGGUGGAGCUGGUGGUUCUGCUAAGUAUGAAAAUUUUAAUGGUCAAAAAGGUGAAAAACGAAAUAUUGUGCUUGAGCUAAAAAGUAUAGCAGAUGUGGCUCUCACAGGCUUUCCAAAUGCUGGUAAAUCAUCACUUUUAUGUGCUUUAUCUCGAGCCCGUCCUAAAGUUGCUGAUUAUCCUUUUACUACCAUUAAUCCUAUGGUUGGAUCAAUAUUUUAUUCAGAUAAUACACAGGUAAAAGUUGUUGAUCUUCCUGGUCUUAUUGAAGAUGCUCACUUAAACAAGGGUAUGGGUCAUCGAUUUUUGCGUCAUAUAGAGCGAACCAAAGUAAUUACUCUUGUGAUUGAUAUAAAUGGGUUCCAAUUAAACUCUGAUGUACCACAUAGGACAUCGUUUGAUACAGUGUUAUUACUUCUUAAAGAACUAGCCUUGUAUGAAGAUCUUUUAUUAAAAAGGCCUUCAUUUAUUGUAUUAAACAAAAUGGAUUGUUUGGACUCAAAAACGAAAGCAAAUAUGUUUUUGGAGCAACUUUCGUCUGCUACUAUUAAUCAUCCAUUUUUAGAAAAUAAUAAUUUUGCUGAAGUUAUUUUAAACAAUUUAAAAAGUUUUUGUGAAAAUGAUUUUGAAAAAGUUUUGUUUAUAUCUGCAAAAGAGCAAAUUGGAUUAGAGACUUUAAAAACAAAACUUUACGAAAGUUUACCAAAACAUACAUUAGAUUUUGACGAAGAGGAUACAUGACAUUUUAUCUUUUUUCUUUUUUUAAAUAAGAAUUUUUAAACAUUUAAUAGAGAUAUCUAUUUA